This is a messenger RNA of Juglans regia (Persian walnut), 1370 nucleotides long. RefSeq names its product protein SRG1-like. NCBI's taxonomy places the organism in Eukaryota, Viridiplantae, Streptophyta, Magnoliopsida, Fagales, Juglandaceae. The transcript has 4 exons. The record is from RefSeq and is a predicted model, not a curated record. Bases 105 to 1175 code for a protein of 356 amino acids.
AUAAAACAAGUUUCGACAGCAAUACAGUACUGGUCCCCAUGGCCAUUUUAUAAUAGGUAUAAUUCAAGCUCUGUAAUUGCCUUUGGACUUCCCAUCUCGGAGCUAUGGAAGCUGAAAAAACGACUUUUGGGAGCUCUCUCCCAGUUCCCUGUGUUCAGGAGCUGGCAAAGGAAAGGCCAACCGCAGUGCCACCGCGCUAUCUGCGGCCCGAUCAAGACCCUCCCUUCAUAUCCAACUCCACAUCUUUUCCACAACUCCCAGUCAUCGACAUGCAACUCCUAUUUUCCCCAGAUUUUAUGGACUCUGAGUCGCAGAAAUUGCAUGUCGCAAGCAAAGAAUGGGGUUUCUUCCAGUUAAUAAAUCAUGGAGUGAGCAGUUCAUUACUGGAGAAGGUAAAAUCUGGCAUUCAAGAACUAUUUAGUAUGGAUAUGGAAGAGAAAAAGAAGUACUGGCAAGGUGAAGGAGAAGGAGAGGUUGAGGGCUUUGGACAGAGCUUUGUUGUUUCGGAGGAGCAAAAGCUGGACUGGGGUGACCUGUUCGGCCUUAUCACCCUUCCCACCUAUCUCAGGAAGCCCCACUUGUUCCCUCGCCUUCCCCUCCCGCUCAGAGAUAACUUAGAAGCUUACUCAACAGAACUGAAAGAUCUGGCCAUGAAAAUUCUAGACCAAAUGGCAAAAGCUCUGAGAAUGGAAAGUAAUGACAUGAGGUGCUUAUUUGAAGAAGGGAUGCAGUCAAUGAGGAUGAGCUACUAUCCUCCUUGUCCACAACCAGAGCUUGCCAUUGGCUUAAGCGCUCACUCGGAUGCUUCAGGCCUAACAAUCCUCCUCCAACUUAAUGAAAUGGAAGGUCUUCAGGUUAGAAAAGAUGGAACGUGGAUCCCUGUUAAACCCCUUCCCAAUGCUUUUAUCGUCAACAUUGGAGACGUUUUGGAGAUUGUGACGAAUGGUAUCUACCGUAGCAUCGAGCAUCGUGCGACUGUGAACUCAGAAAAGGAGAGGCUGUCGCUAGCCACAUUUUUAAGCCCAAAACUGGAAGGAGAUUUCGGUCCGGCGCCAAGCCUUUUGAAUACAGAGUCACCGGCAUUGUUCAAAAGAAUAGGAGCAGUAGAUUACUUGAAGGGUUUUUCCUCACGCAAACUCGACGGGAAGUCAUACCUUGAUGCUAUGAGGAUCUAAGGAAUGAGGCCAAAAAUGCAUGCUCUUCAGAGAAUAAGUUUGAGUAUAUAUACUCGAGCCAGAUUUAAAAUAAACGAAAUGUUCAUUCUAUAUUAUUAAUUACUUUGUUUUGCCAAAGUGGGACCAACAGAAAUUUGUAAUUCUAUUUCUACGGUAAUAAAUAUUAGAUCUAUGCCCUCCAUAAUUUCUAGGAUA